CUUUUUUUAAAAACAUAUCCUGUCUCAGAAUGUUCUUUUGCCCUGGCAGCCAGGCCUGAAAGAGUGAGGUUAAGGUCUUGGCAGGUUCCGUUUUCUUUCCACUGGAUAUUACGCUGGAACGGAGCAGCAGAUUCUGAAGAAAAGACAUUGAGAGGGAAGAAAAACUGGUUUAGUCAUCUCAAUGGAUGCGAUACUGAAUUACAAGUCGGAAGAUACUGAAGAUUACUACACGUUACUGGGAUGUGAUGAACUGUCUUCGGUUGAACAAAUCCUCGCAGAAUUUAAGGUCAGGGCCCUGGAAUGUCACCCUGACAAGCAUCCUGAAAAUUCCAAAGCUGUGGAGACUUUUCAGAAACUGCAGAAGGCAAAGGACAUUUUGACUAAUGAAGCAAGUCGAGCCCGCUAUGACCACUGGCGAAGGAGCCAGAUGUCAAUGUCAUUCCAGCAGUGGGAAGCUUUGAGUGACUCGGUGAAAAUGUCAAUGCACUGGGCUGUCAGAGGAAAAAAGGAUCUGAUGUUGGAAGAAUCUGACCAGACUCAUACUGACAAAAUUGAAAAUGAGGAACAGGAUGAGCAAAAAGAGAUAAAGAAAGAGGAGUUUGGUUCAACCACAGAGAAAAUGGAGCAGAAAGAAUCCAAAUCUGUGGAGAAGUCAUUCUCCCCACAGAAUCCAGAUUCUCCAGGUUUUGCAGAUGUGAACUGUUGGCACCUUCGUUUCCGCUGGUCUGGGGAUGCUCCUUCAGAACUCCUGAGGAAAUUCAGAAACUAUGAAAUAUGAAAUAUCCCUGUUCAUUGAGGAGAGAGAAAAAGAAAGAAAGAGAGAAAGAGAGAGAGAGAGAGAAGAGAGAGAUCAUUUCUUGUGCUGCCAACUUGCAGUCUUUCUUCAGAUCUUAAAAAUGUCAUAUUUGUGAAUUGCUGAGUACCAAAUCAUUCCUCCAUCCUUGAACCCAUUCUCUCAAUGUGUUUUUUAAAUGAGAAAAUUUUCAGACUAGUUUCUUUCAAUAUUGAAGUAAAUUAAGGCCCUUAGAUCCAGAGUAGAUUGUAUUAUGUGUAUUUUCCUGUUAAUGUUAUUUAUAGAGAUCUAUUAAAAAUCAAUCCCUGUAGUUAAAUAUUUCAUUGAUGUACCAUGAUCUUUAUUAGUGCUGGAUAUACAAGAAAUGUUUUGUGACUCUGAACUUAAAGUGAAAUGUGAAAUUACUUGUGUAAAUUGAAUGAAAUAAAUAAUCUUUCCAAAGUUCA
Molecule: messenger RNA, 1239 nt
Organism: Cervus elaphus (red deer)
Lineage: Eukaryota; Metazoa; Chordata; Mammalia; Artiodactyla; Cervidae
Gene: DNAJC12
Product: DnaJ heat shock protein family (Hsp40) member C12
Exons: 6
Coding region: 182-778 (198 amino acids)
Cellular component (GO): cytoplasm
Source: RefSeq, a predicted model, not a curated record